Molecule: messenger RNA, 924 nt
Organism: Pseudocercospora fijiensis CIRAD86
Lineage: Eukaryota; Fungi; Ascomycota; Dothideomycetes; Mycosphaerellales; Mycosphaerellaceae
Exons: 2
Source: RefSeq, a predicted model, not a curated record
CCUCGACCUCCCGUGCGAGCUGCGUCUCGAGAUCUACUCAUAUGCCAUUCUCGACUGCCGUCAUAUCACCAUUGGCGUUGCGAAGCUUCAAGGUGCACCACACGAUAUAAUACAUCGCCAAUAUGGCGGCAGGCGAUCGCCCUAUCCAGCUAUUCCACUCCACAGUGAGCCCGUCGUCGAGACGCGAUACUGCCCUUCGCUCCUGGAUGCAGUGCAGCCUGCCGCCAUUAUCUUGACGCCAGAUACCGCCGAUCCUCCCGAGGAUACAUAUGAGCAUACUCGAACGGCAUACCAUACACUUUCUGCUGUGAACAAGCAGGUCAAUGAGGAAUUGAAGACGCAUUUUGCCAUUCCAACCAGAAGGCACACCAGCCUCUUUGUGCAGUAUCCGCACGGACUUCACAUCCUGCAUGAAACCACACCUCGACUACUACGACAGUCGAGAAGUGUCCACCUUGCGGGCACCUACAUCCCCAGAAAUUAUUGCCCACCGCGUGCGGCGUCACUGGGUCGAGAAAACGCUCCAAAUAAAGAGAGGCUGCAAGGCGAUAAAGUGCCCGAUCAUGCAACAGAACUUGGCAUUCUGGUAAAGUCCUGCUUCGGCUCUAGGGUUCAGCAUCCCAUCGAGAGGCUCGAGCUUCGUAUCUACUAUCCCGGAGAGGACUCUUACAGCACAGUCUGGGCCGACGACGAUUCUCCUGUCUGCGUAGCACUGCGUAACAUCCACCUUGGUGAAAUUGCCAUCGAAAUAUGGCGAGGGAGAUAUGGAACGGGUGUCUACCUCACAGCUACAUCCGCCAAAGAGCGUAAAAGAGUCGUGAGCACAGUCUGGCGCAAGCUGGAAGAGGGCAGACGUGGUGAGCCAGCCUGCGGGAGCUUUGUCCUUGAUACAAAUUGGCCAGAUUGGAGCGCCAACUACGAAGC